AUGUGUAAAUGUGAUUGAUUUACACAACAAUGCUUGAGUUUCUGUCCAGGGUAUAAAGGGGAAACUAUCGCUAUCUGUGGUACAGAGUGACCACAGUAUCCAGUACAAUGGGGAAGAUAAUUUUCUACGAGGACCGGAACUUCCAGGGCCGCCACUAUGAGUGCAGCAGCGACUGUGCUGACCUGCACUCCUACUUCAGCCGCUGUAACUCCGUCCGUGUGGAGAGCGGCUGCUGGAUGAUGUACGAGCGCCCCAAUUACACGGGGUACCAGUACUUCAUAAGAAGGGGAGAGUACCCCGACUACCAGCGCUGGAUGGGGUUCAAUGACUGUGUCAGGUCUUGCCGCAUGAUCCCACAAUACCAAGGAUCCUACAGGAUGAGGGUUUAUGAGAGACCUGAAUUUGGAGGCCAGAUGAUGGAGUUUGUGGAUGACUGUUCCUCUGUCUACGAUCGUUUCCGUUACAACGACAUUCACUCCUGCAACGUGAUGGAUGGCUACUGGAUCAUGUACGAGCAGCCCAACUACAGAGGAAGACAGUACUUCAUGAGGCCCGGAGAGUACAGGAGAUACAGCGACUGGGGAGGCAUGAGCUCCAGGAUUGGGUCCUUCAGACGCAUCACUGACUUCAACUAAAUUUGGAAUUUUAUUUACAAAAUGUGACAAGAGUGAACUAAAAUAAAGAUUAAUUUAAUUUUCCUCCAAAACUGUUUCUUUCCUGUUAUUAAGUGGUAUGACUAAUAUGAGAAAGCUUGAAUUAAAAAAUAAACAGAUGAUACAGUG
Messenger RNA from Polyodon spathula (Mississippi paddlefish), 782 nucleotides. RefSeq names its product gamma-crystallin M2-like. The transcript has 3 exons. The coding region runs from base 108 to 635 and encodes 175 amino acids. Gene Ontology annotation, biological process: lens development in camera-type eye; visual perception. The record is from RefSeq and is a predicted model, not a curated record. Gene Ontology annotation, molecular function: structural constituent of eye lens. Lineage: Eukaryota; Metazoa; Chordata; Actinopteri; Acipenseriformes; Polyodontidae.